CGGCUCAAAGUCAGCAGCCGGUUCAUCGCUGCUCCGCUCCGCUCGGCCCCGUCGCCAAACUCUCGGCGGAGCAGCGCUGAGGAGCCCGGCUCGCCGCUCGCUGUGCGCGGUGCCCGGCCGCGCUCCGUGCCUCGGAGCGGGGUGCUCCCGGGCGGAUCCCCGUCGCCCGCCCCGCCUGCGCCACCCGUGAAAGCGGGCCCGGGUGCCGGAGGCGGCGGGGAGGGCUGGGACGGGGCCCUGGCCAGGGGUUUCUCUCCCCCCCGCACCUCCUCCCCUCUCGCCGCCGGUUCCCGUGAGGCUGCAAGUGCCGCCGCGGCAGCUGGGGGGCCGGCGGGGGAUGCUGCCGCCGCCCUGCCCAGCGCCGGAGUAAGGGCAAGAGCUGGUGGCGGCAGGAGCGGCCCCGGCGGCGGGACGAGUUCUCGAAGAUGGGCUCUCUGUAAUGCUUUGGUCAUGAAGAAACAAGGAACACUGAAUUGUUAUAUUACAAUGGAGAAAACAGAGGGACAAAUACCAGCACUGUGGCUUCCACCUUGUUGCUUAUCUCUCUGCAGACAUGUGUCGCAAAUGCUCUCUGGGCUGUACUAAGAAAAGGAAAGGCUUAGAAAUUACAACAUCUGCUUUCUUACAUCAUCUUUUCCAAUUUUACAUCCUAUAACCCCUUGAUGAAAGGAGGAACAAUGACUUUAUAUAGCUGCUGUUUGAUUCUUUUGCUGUUUACCUGGAACACUGCUGCCUAUGGGCCAAACCAACGGGCACAGAAGAAGGGAGACAUUAUUCUUGGAGGAUUGUUCCCCAUCCAUUUUGGAGUGGCCGCUAAAGACCAGGAUCUAAAGUCAAGACCUGAAUCAGUGGAGUGCAUAAGGUAUAAUUUCCGAGGCUUCCGCUGGCUCCAGGCUAUGAUCUUUGCCAUAGAAGAAAUAAAUAAUAGCCCAAAUCUCCUUCCCAACAUGACUUUGGGAUACAGGAUAUUUGACACUUGCAAUACAGUCUCUAAAGCCCUUGAGGCCACUCUGAGUUUUGUGGCCCAGAACAAGAUAGACUCCUUGAACCUGGAUGAAUUCUGCAACUGCUCAGAACACAUCCCUUCCACCAUUGCAGUCGUGGGGGCAACCGGCUCUGGGGUUUCCACCGCUGUGGCCAAUCUGCUGGGACUCUUUUACAUACCUCAGGUCAGCUAUGCCUCAUCCAGUCGUCUCUUGAGCAACAAGAACCAGUUCAAGUCCUUCCUCCGCACGAUCCCCAAUGAUGAGCAUCAGGCCACUGCGAUGGCAGACAUCAUCGAGUACUUCCGCUGGAACUGGGUGGGAACGAUUGCAGCUGAUGAUGACUACGGCCGACCAGGGAUUGAAAAGUUUCGGGAGGAGGCCGAGGAGAGAGAUAUCUGCAUUGAUUUUAGUGAGCUCAUCUCCCAGUACUCAGAUGAAGAAGAGAUUCAGCAGGUGGUGGAAGUCAUCCAGAACUCCACAGCACGAGUGAUUGUGGUUUUCUCCAGUGGACCAGACCUGGAACCCCUCAUCAAAGAGAUUGUCAGGAGAAAUAUCACUGGCAAGAUCUGGCUGGCAAGUGAAGCCUGGGCCAGUUCGUCCCUGAUAGCCAUGCCAGAGUUCUUCCGUGUCAUUGGCAGCACCAUUGGGUUUGCACUGAAGGCAGGCCAGAUCCCAGGCUUUCGUGAGUUUCUACAGAAGGUGCAUCCCAAGAAGUCUGCCAACAAUGGUUUUGCCAAGGAGUUUUGGGAAGAGACAUUUAACUGCUAUCUCCCCAGUGAGUCCAAAAAUUCUCCAGCUUCAGCUUCCUUUCACAAGGCCCACGAAGAGGGCUUGGGAGCUGGAAAUGGUACAGCUGCCUUCCGACCUCCAUGCACAGGUGAUGAGAACAUCACCAGUGUGGAGACACCGUACAUGGACUUCACACACUUACGGAUAUCCUAUAAUGUAUAUUUGGCAGUAUAUUCUAUCGCUCACGCUUUGCAGGAUAUAUAUACUUGUACCCCUGGGAAAGGACUCUUCACUAAUGGAUCCUGUGCAGACAUUAAGAAGGUUGAGGCAUGGCAGGUUCUGAAACACCUGCGCCACUUAAAUUUCACCAGUAACAUGGGGGAGCAAGUGGACUUUGAUGAGUUUGGAGACCUGGUGGGGAAUUACUCAAUAAUCAACUGGCAUCUCUCUCCAGAGGAUGGCUCAGUUGUCUUUGAGGAGGUGGGGCACUACAAUGUGUAUGCCAAGAAAGGGGAGAGGCUCUUUAUCAAUGAAAACAAAAUCCUGUGGAGUGGAUUCUCAAAGGAGGUGCCCUUCUCCAACUGCAGCAGGGACUGCCUGCCAGGCACCAGGAAGGGCAUUAUUGAGGGAGAGCCCACGUGCUGCUUCGAGUGUGUGGACUGCCCUGAUGGGGAGUACAGCGAUGAAACAGAUGCAAGUGCUUGUGACAAGUGCCCUGAGGACUACUGGUCUAAUGAGAACCACACAUCCUGUAUCCCAAAGCAGAUAGAGUUUCUAUCCUGGACAGAGCCCUUUGGAAUCGCUUUAACUCUCUUUGCUGUGCUGGGAAUUUUCCUGACUUCUUUUGUCCUGGGAGUCUUCACCAAAUUUCGCAACACUCCCAUUGUCAAGGCCACAAACCGGGAGCUGUCCUACCUCCUCCUCUUCUCCUUGCUCUGCUGCUUCUCCAGCUCACUGUUCUUCAUUGGAGAGCCCCAGAACUGGACUUGCCGACUGCGGCAGCCAGCUUUUGGCAUCAGCUUUGUCCUCUGCAUCUCCUGCAUCCUGGUGAAAACCAAUCGUGUCCUGCUUGUCUUCGAGGCCAAGAUCCCCACGAGCCUCCACCGAAAGUGGUGGGGCCUCAACCUCCAGUUCCUCCUGGUCUUCUUGUGUACAUUUGUGCAGAUUGUCAUCUGCGUGAUUUGGCUCUACACGGCCCCACCAUCCAGUUAUCGAAACCAUGAGCUGGAGGAUGAGAUUAUCUUCAUCACCUGCCAUGAAGGCUCCUUGAUGGCCCUUGGCUUCCUCAUUGGCUACACCUGUCUCCUGGCAGCCAUCUGCUUCUUUUUUGCUUUCAAGUCUCGAAAGCUGCCUGAGAACUUCAAUGAGGCCAAGUUCAUCACCUUCAGUAUGCUGAUCUUCUUCAUUGUCUGGAUCUCCUUCAUCCCCGCUUAUGCCAGCACAUAUGGCAAGUUUGUCUCUGCUGUGGAGGUGAUUGCAAUACUGGCCGCCAGCUUCGGGCUUCUGGCCUGCAUCUUCUUUAACAAAGUCUACAUCAUCCUCUUCAAGCCUUCCCGCAAUACAAUCGAGGAGGUGCGCUGCAGUACAGCUGCCCACGCUUUCAAGGUGGCUGCCAGGGCUACGCUGAGACGCAGCAAUGUGUCACGCAAGCGUUCCAACAGCCUCGGAGGUUCCACUGGUUCCACCCCAUCCUCCUCCAUCAGCAGCAAGAGCAACCAUGAAGACCCUUUUCCUCUACCGGCUUCUGCUGAGCGGCAGCGGCAGCAGCAGCGUGGGUGCAAGCAGAAGGUCAGCUUUGGGAGUGGCACAGUCACCUUGUCACUGAGUUUUGAGGAGCCGCAGAAGAAUGCCAUGGCCAACAGGAAUGCCAAGCGCAGGAACUCCCUGGAGGCCCAGAACAGCGAUGACAGCCUGAUGCGGCACAGGGCCCUGCUUGCUCUACAGAACAGCGAGUCCCUCAGCGCUGAGCCUGGCUUCCAGACAGCAUCCAGCCCAGAGACCAGUUCACAGGAGUCAGUGGUGGGAGACAACAAAGAAGAGGUACCAAACCCUGAGGCCGAGCCCUCCCUGCCAUCAGCUAACUCCCGAAAUUUUAUAGGCACUGGAGGCAGCUCUGUCACAGAAAACACAGUACAUUCCUAACAAAAGAAGGUCAUGAAAAGCACUUCCCCAAGAGGAACUUGCUCACCUCUUGCUUCUGAAUGGGAAAGACAACAAAGAUACAUAUCUGUGACACACUCCCACCACACAUUGUAGCUAUCACCAGCAGGGUAAAACAUGUGCCUCCAGAGGAAAGACUACCAGAAGCCUGUGUCUGGGGAGCCUUGAACUGAAUCUGCAGUUGCUUUACUGAAAUCGGGACAUGUGGAGAGGACAAGUGAAGGUGGGGCUUAAGCAGAACUCUGCAUACUGUCUUGCCACUGUAAGCUUUUCCUGCCAGACUGCAACUCAGCUGACUAUGGGAGGCACUGAGCAAUUCCACUAUACUCUGCUUUUACAUUUAUGUAUAAUAUUCCUCUUUCCCACUAUGUAUAAUAUUCCCUCUUUAUCUGGUAUAUGUGAUCUGUAACCACGUGCAUCAGGGCUCUCAGCUCUUCAAAAGCAAGAUACACAGUUUCACUUGGGGAAAGCAUGGUCACUGGGAAAAUAAAAAAGCCCCCAACAUCCUGCAUGCUGUGUACAGCCAGGGGUGUGAACGUGUAAAGUAUUUAAUGUGACAGAGCACCCUGCUAUUUAUAUUUAGUAAUGUCCCAAUUUCUCCUCUCUGCCCAGCAGGAAAUACUGGACAGUACCCUUCAUAGACUCCAUUGCACUAGACCAAGCUACUAGGUUCCUACUGGUUUCUUCCAGCAGAUGUAGCUUUACCUCCAGCCUGCCUGCUUUGGUGGAAGGGGAGAACGGAUUGUAAAUCCCCCUGGAGAUUGCUGCAAGAUCACAAUGAGAUGUAUUCGUGAUUGAUUAUGUCGCUAGUAGUUGUAUGCUUAACAAAGUGUUGCUGCUGUAAUAUUCCAUAUGGCAUACGUGUCUAACCCUUCCACACCAUAGUCAGUGUUGUGCUUUGCCAUAUUAAUCCGCCUCAUACCCACGUAUAGCAUUGCGCUGGUUGUGACAAUACUUGUGGGCCUGACACAAAGCAAAUGAAACAAGGUGAUAUGGAGAAAUAGCCCCCAAAUUUGAUAAUAUUUGAGAUGAAUAUUGCAAGUGUGCAUGCUGGUAGAGGAUGGAGUAAAUAAAACGUACAGAGUUGGGCUCUGAGACAUGCAAACUGACAAAUGAGUAAGCUGGAUGUUUGGUUCCUGUAGGCCUUCAACUAGGCUAUGUCCCUCUUAGCCCAUUUGAAGAGACAGCACCUAAAGCAGGAAGGGUAUACUGUGCCUCAAUGAGAGUAAGGACUUCAGUAGGGAGCACAUCUGAACUUCAUUUGUCUUGGCUCUUGCUCAGCACCCCAAAAGUAGACAUAAGUGCUCCUAACUAUGCACGGUGUGCCUGGUUCCUCUGCAUUCUGCGAAUGUUGAGGUAAGAAAGUCCUUAGAACAGAUUUCUGUUGCAGACUAGGGAACCUGGCAGGAAGGACAAGGUUAUUCUGUAAAAUUUACUUCCCUCUUCCCAGAUCCCAUUUGCAAGAACAGGCACUUGUCACAAAGAUGUCAGUACCUCCCCUCAUCACACACGAAGGCACUCUUAGACCACUGUGGAACGGUAUAUAGGCCUGCUACUUAUUGCAAGUGGAGAAAAACGGACUGUUGUGAAUGUGAUGGGGAAAAUACCACAAUUCUCUUGUUACUGUUUUUGCUUGGUUGACGUUCUGUGUUUCUGUGUGGUUUUUUUCUGGCCAGAGCAGGAAAAUAAAACUUACAGGUGACAUUA
Molecule: messenger RNA, 5582 nt
Organism: Coturnix japonica (Japanese quail)
Lineage: Eukaryota; Metazoa; Chordata; Aves; Galliformes; Phasianidae
Gene: CASR
Product: calcium sensing receptor
Biological process (GO): detection of calcium ion; regulation of calcium ion transport; G protein-coupled receptor signaling pathway
Cellular component (GO): plasma membrane
Molecular function (GO): calcium ion binding; G protein-coupled receptor activity
Source: RefSeq, a predicted model, not a curated record